Molecule: messenger RNA, 1050 nt
Organism: Postia placenta MAD-698-R-SB12
Lineage: Eukaryota; Fungi; Basidiomycota; Agaricomycetes; Polyporales; Adustoporiaceae
Exons: 6
Coding region: 1-1050 (349 amino acids)
Source: RefSeq, a predicted model, not a curated record
AUGGACAAGCAGCAUGCCACUGUUUUGCAGAGCCAGUCGGAGGCCGCGGAGACCCCUCAACGUCGAGCUCUCAACAUUCUGGAGAUAUGCGAGGAGAUAGUAGCUCAUGAACCCGAGGAUACGGACCCCAAUCACAAUCAACAUGUGGAGCCAUGGCAGCGCCUCACACUUACGCCAGACCCAACUUCGCUUGAAUCGCUGUCGCUUACUGGCCGUGGCUUCGAAGCAGACGCUGGCUCAGCGAUAUUGAAGAAGGUGGCAUCCUUUGAGCAACUAAAGGAGCUCGAGCUUGUGGACCUGGGCCUUUCCGCCGCUCAGCUUGGCGAACUCACGGGCCACUUGAACAAUCUCUCUAUUCUCGUGAUAGAUGCCAAUCGUCGGAAUCGCGUUGACACACCCAGCUCAGAGCUCCUCGCUCUCGGGCUAUUCCCGUGUCUGGAGCAUCUAGAACUCUCGGGCCCUCCGGACAAGAUCACAGACUUUGCAGAGCAUGACGAUCUACAUGACCUUUGCGUCAGAAUUGGGAGUCACUUCCGAGCUACUGGAAUGCUGAAACAAUUGGACCUAUAUUCGCAAGAUGACGAUGUGUCCAGCGUUGGAAAUUCAUGGCCACAACUGCAGUCGCUUGAGCUUUAUUGGAGACCUGCUCCUCUUCUAGUGGACAGAUCGCAUACUCUCAAUCUUCCUACCCUUGCGCUCUUUGCGAGGCGUUGUCCUCUUAUUCGGUCGCUCAAGCUUGCUCGUGUGCAUAUAGCGAGCGUGGAAGAUCCGUAUGUCGAGGACACCGAGCCUCACAACCUGCAGACGCUGUCACUGAUGGACUCGUGGCUCAUAUGCAACUAUCCGGAGCAAGUUGUAAAUUCUUUGGAUCGUCUCUUCCCUCAGUGUGAAGUUUGUAUAUCACCGUCUGGAAGCAGGUGGAAAGGUGUCCGUGCCAUCAUCCGAGAGCUGCAAGCAGCCAGGGAAGAGGCAGAAAAUGUGGAAGGAGAUCUCGAGCUUCCAGUCGGGAUUAUCACAGAUACAGGAGGCACAUACAAUUACGAGUUGUGA